Molecule: messenger RNA, 1123 nt
Organism: Suricata suricatta (meerkat)
Lineage: Eukaryota; Metazoa; Chordata; Mammalia; Carnivora; Herpestidae
Gene: FHL5
Product: four and a half LIM domains 5
Exons: 7
Coding region: 197-1051 (284 amino acids)
Biological process (GO): positive regulation of transcription by RNA polymerase II
Cellular component (GO): Z disc; nucleus
Molecular function (GO): transcription coactivator activity
Source: RefSeq, a predicted model, not a curated record
AGGAAACAGGGAAGGUAAGUCCACAGUGCAGGUGCAGGAGGCAGGUAGCUACCUGGAGUUAUUCUAGUCAAAUCCAAGGCUCGAAGUUCCCAAAUUUCCCAAGAAGACAGUGAUAGAGACCAAAAACCCAGGGUUUAUCUCUCAUGCUACCGAGAAUUCUGCAGGAAGAAGCAGCUUAAGAAAAAACUGAACCAAAAUGACAACUACCCAAUUCGAUUGUCAAUACUGCACAGCAUCUCUUCUUGGGAAGAAGUACGUACUGAAGAACGACAAUCCAUACUGCGUUUCCUGUUACGAUCGUAUUUUCUGUAACUAUUGUGAGGAGUGCAAGGAACCAAUUGAAUCAGACUCCAAGGAUCUUUGUUACAAAGGCCGACACUGGCAUGAAAGAUGCUUCCGUUGCGCCAAAUGCAAUCACUCUCUGGUGGAAAAGCCUUUUGCUGCCAAGGAUGAGCGGCUGCUGUGCUCAGAGUGUUAUUCUAACGAGUGCUCCUCCAGGUGCUUCCACUGCAAGAAGACCAUCAUGCCUGGUUCCCGCAAAAUGGAAUUUAAGGGAAACUACUGGCAUGAAACCUGCUUUGUGUGUGAGCAUUGCCGACAGCCAAUAGGAACUAAACCUUUGAUUUCCAAAGAGAGUGCCAACUAUUGUGUGCCAUGUUUUGAGAAGGAAUUUGCUCAUUACUGCAGCUUUUGUAAGAAGGUGAUAACUUCAGGUGCGAUAACGUUUCGUGACCAGCCAUGGCAUAAAGAGUGCUUUCUGUGCAGUGGCUGUAGGAAAGAGCUCUGUGAAGAAGAGUUUAUGUCCAAAGAUGAUUAUCCAUUCUGUGUGGACUGCUACAACCAUCUUUAUGCCAAAAAGUGUGCAGCCUGCACAAAACCCAUUACUGGUCUCAAAGGUGCCAAGUUUAUCUGCUUUCAAGACCGGCAGUGGCAUAGCGAAUGCUUUAACUGUGGGAAGUGCUCAGUCUCCUUGGUGGGGGAAGGCUUCCUGACCCAGAACAAGGAAAUCUUCUGUCGCAAGUGUAGCUCUGGAAUGAACACAGACAUCUAGGGGGAGACUGUCCUCACCUGAAGUCCACCUUGCUUUUGUUCUCACUAAAUCCAGAACUUGCUUGAAGCAGUA